This is a messenger RNA of Mizuhopecten yessoensis (Yesso scallop), 1845 nucleotides long. Its product is annotated as neurotrypsin-like. The transcript is spliced from 12 exons. Gene Ontology annotation, molecular function: protein binding; serine-type endopeptidase activity. Bases 1 to 1653 code for a protein of 550 amino acids. Lineage: Eukaryota; Metazoa; Mollusca; Bivalvia; Pectinida; Pectinidae. The record is from RefSeq and is a predicted model, not a curated record. Gene Ontology annotation, cellular component: membrane. Gene Ontology annotation, biological process: proteolysis.
AUGCAUUCUGUAGCAUUCGUGGUCAUUUUAGCUGUUGUUGGACGGUGUACUCCUGCUCCUCGAACAGAAGCGUGGAACCGGGUACGAUUGGUAGGCGGGGACAGAUACAGCGGUCGACUAGAGGUCAAGGUGACGGGGGUGUGGGGCACGAUUUGUAACAAGGGAUGGACCAAUGCGAAUGCACGCGUUGCAUGUAGACACCUCGGAUUUUCUGGAACGGUCAACUCACUUUUACACAGUGACCAAUAUGACUUAGGAACUGACCACACACACCCCGUGCGAUUGUCCUGCAGUGGAUCAGAGACAGACCUCGGCCGAUGUACCAGAACCGUGGAUAUCACCUGUUCACAUAAUGAUGUCGUGGGUAUCGAGUGCCAGAUUCCCCGACCUAUCAGAUCAUCAGUGUUUACCCGCUGCGGUCCGCGGCAGUUCCGGUGUCCUGCAUCCAACAAAUGCAUCCCGUCCCGCUGGCGGUGUAACUACGUAGACGACUGCGGGGAUGGCGAGGACGAGAACAGAUGUGAACCGAAGACCAACAUACCAAUGGUUGCAGAUCCGUUCCGCCUAGUCGGUGGGCGUGGGCCAUGGGAGGGGAGGCUUGAGGUCAUGUACGCUAGCCUUUGGGGCACAGUGUGUGAUGAUGGGUUUGACGUCACAGCGGCUGACAUUGUGUGUCGAGAUCUCGGAUACGAGGGCGCCCGAUCUGUGCAUAAUUUCGGAGCAGGCCGGGGACAAAUCUGGCUGGACGAGGUCAACUGUAUCGGGAACGAAACUUCAUUGACAGAAUGUCGGAGAAACAAUAUUGCCGUACAUGAUUGUCAGCAUAGCGAAGAUGUUGGUGUCAUCUGCUACCCACACAAACAUUGUGGCAUACAGAACAUUCCUGUCGUGUCACGAAAGAUUGUUGGUGGUCAAGCAGCCAAUUCUGGGAGCUGGCCAUGGCAAGCAUCAAUUCGAAUGACGCUUCCGAAUGGACAUUCUGAUCAUUUCUGUGGAGGGACUCUUAUACACGAGGAAUGGGUGGUCACCGCGGCCCACUGCUUCGACACACUCCAUAGCUUGGAUGAAGUGCGUGUUAUUUUGGGAGACUAUCGUUUGUCUGUAACCGAAAAACAUGAACAGACUUUUCAGAUCCGGAGUAUCGCGGUUCACGAAGACUAUCAUCAGGGCCAUCGUGAACACGACAUAGCGAUCAUCCGUCUGAUGGGCGUGGCCAAUCUAACCAACACUCACGUCAACAGGGCGUGUCUACCGCGUAAUCGAACCAUGCGGUUCGAAUCCGGCUACAUGUGUUAUGCAACAGGGUGGGGAGACACUGAAGGUACAGGUGAUCAGGAUGUUCUGAGACAGGUCCGACUACCACUCUAUAGUGAUGCUGCCUGUCGCCAGUUCUACGGUUCGCGGGUGUCGAGUAACAUGCUAUGUGCCGGGUACGACUUCGGUGGCAAAGAUAGCUGUAGGGGAGAUUCUGGGGGUCCUCUUGUCUGUAAGGAAGCUGGUCGCCGUAAGUGGACGCUGGUCGGUGUGACGUCAUGGGGUGAAGGGUGCGCGAGUGUAGGGCACCCUGGAGUAUACACGCGUACUCAGAAAUACCUGAGAUGGAUCAGGGAGUUUGUGAAAGGGGACAGGAAGACCCGUACCUACAGAAGAUGAUCGUCUCAUUACCUGUUUAAAAGUUUAGACAUUGUAAUUUAGGACUGUUACCUUUCCAUAUGAAUCUCAUUUACGUUUGUACGCUGUUGACUGCCAUGUCACAUGUGAAAUAAUCACUGAUUAUUGUUUAAGAGUGUAUGUUUUUUGUGUGUUUUAAUAUAUCAAAGUAACCCUGAAAAUAAAUAAAAUGUU